Messenger RNA from Nerophis lumbriciformis (worm pipefish), 5079 nucleotides. RefSeq names its product ATP binding cassette subfamily C member 1 (ABCC1 blood group) (gene abcc1). Gene Ontology annotation, biological process: xenobiotic transport; glutathione transmembrane transport. The record is from RefSeq and is a predicted model, not a curated record. Gene Ontology annotation, cellular component: basolateral plasma membrane. Gene Ontology annotation, molecular function: ATP binding; glutathione transmembrane transporter activity; ABC-type xenobiotic transporter activity. Lineage: Eukaryota; Metazoa; Chordata; Actinopteri; Syngnathiformes; Syngnathidae.
CCUUCCGCCAGGCAUGUGACGAGAGGCAGGUUACAACAUCGGAAAACUCCCAACAACUCAGUCCCGACUCCAACUUGCUUACACGUCCCGGUCAAUGGGGCUGGACAGGUUCUGCAGCCCGGACGGUUCCGACCAGUUCUGGGAUUGGAACCGCUCAUGGAAUACUUCAAACCCAUACUUCACACAGUGCUUCCAGAACACUGUCCUGGUGUGGCUGCCAUGCCUUUACCUCUGGCUGUGUGCCCCCAUCUACCUCAUUUACCUCCGUAGCCAUAACCACGGCUACAUAUGUAUGAGUCACCUUAACAAAGCCAAAACUGCUGUAGGCUUUCUCCUGUGGCUUAUCUGCUGGGCAGAUGUUUUCUAUUCUUUCUGGGAAAGAAAUUCUGGCAGUGGGGUUCCUGCGGCUGUCCACCUCGUUAGUCCUACCAUACUGGGCUUCACCAUGCUGCUGGCCACCCUGCUGAUUCAAUAUGAACGAAUGAAAGGGGUUCAGUCGUCCGGAGUGUUGCUGGUUUUUUGGUUUUUGGCCUUGUUCUGCGCCACUGUGACCUUCUAUUCUAAGGUCCUCCAAGCCCUCGACCAGCCGUCUGCUAUUUGUGUGUGGAGAUACACAACCUUCUUUGUGUAUUACACCUUGCUGAUGAUUGCACUGAUCUUGUCCUGCUUGUCAGACCAGCCUCCCCUCUUCUCCAAAGUCGUGAAGGACUCGAAUCCUUGCCCAGAGCCAGGAGCGUCUUUCCUUUCCAAAAUAACAUUCUGGUGGAUCACCAGGAUGAUGAUGAGGGGCUACAGGCAUCCCCUGGAGGAGAAGGACUUGUGGUCCUUGAACCCUGAAGACUGUUCUCAGAAAGUGGUACCAAGGCUGGUCCAUUGCUGGAACACAGAGUGUCAAAAGGGCAAAAGCACAGAGCAGAAGACCAUGUACUCUCCCAAGCGGGCCCGUAACCAUGACAACAAGGAUAGUCAAAGUGUGGAGGAGUCGGAAAUUCUACUGAUUAAAAAAACACAAAGAAAAGAGCCGUCCCUGCUGUGGGCACUUUGCUUGACCUUUGGGCCGUAUUUCCUCAUCUCCUGCUUCUAUAAGUUCAUCCAAGACAUUCUCAUGUUCGUUGGCCCAGAGAUCCUCCGGCUGCUGAUCCGGUUUGUCAACAAUUCUAGCGCCCCCUCCUGGCAUGGCUUCUUCUACACAGCUCUGCUCUUCCUAUGUAACUGUGUGCAGUCACUCAUCCUCCAGAGGUACUUUCACAUCUGCUUCGUGUCAGGCAUGCGUCUCCGCACUGCCGUCGUUGGAGCCGUCUACAGGAAGGCCCUGGUUAUCAGCAGUGCUGCACGCCGCACUUCCACAGUGGGGGAGAUCGUCAACUUGAUGUCAGUGGACGCUCAGCGCUUCAUGGACCUCAUUGCUUAUAUCAACAUGGUAUGGUCCGCCCCCCUGCAGGUGGUGCUGGCGCUGUACUUUCUCUGGCAGAACCUGGGCCCAUCUGUUCUAGCUGGAGUGGCUGUGAUGAUUCUCAUGGUUCCUAUUAAUGCCUUUAUUGCCAUGAAAACCAAAACCUACCAGGUCGCACAGAUGAAGAGUAAAGACAAUCGCAUUAAGCUGAUGAAUGAGAUGCUUAACGGCAUCAAGGUGUUGAAGCUGUAUGCCUGGGAGCUUGCCUUCAAGGGAAAGGUGUCAGAUAUCCGGGAAAGUGAGCUAAAGGUGCUGAAAAAAGCUGCCUACCUUGGCGCAGUGUCUACCUUCACCUGGGUCUGUGCACCCUUUUUGGUUGCCUUGUCCACUUUUGCUGUGUAUGUGCUGGUGGAUGAACACAAUGUGCUUGAUGCCCAGAAGGCUUUUGUCUCACUGGCGCUCUUCAAUAUCCUGCGUUUUCCUCUCAACAUGUUGCCUAUGGUCAUCAGUAGCAUGGUGCAGGCGAGCGUCUCCUUGAAGCGAUUGAGGGUCUUUCUAUCACACGAGGAGCUACAGGAGGACAGUGUGCAACGCAAAACAAUACCUGGCUCCUCAACGAGUAUAUCCAUCGUGGAUGGAACGUUCAGUUGGUCUAGAGCAGAAUCUCCAACACUAAAGAGGCUGAAUGUGUGUAUCCCAGAAGGGUCCAUCGUAGCCAUUGUGGGACACGUCGGGUCUGGAAAGUCAUCUCUGCUGUCUGCGCUGCUCGGGGAGAUGGAAAAAAUUGAAGGAAGCGUGGCUGUUAAGGGUUCAGUUGCUUACGUUCCCCAGCAGGCCUGGAUACAGAAUUCCACACUGAAAGAAAACAUCAUAUUUGGCCAGGAGACAAUUGAAAAUUGGUAUCAACGUGUGGUGACAGCUUGUGCUCUUCAACCUGACCUUGAGAUGCUGCCUGCCGGAGAUGGAACAGAGAUUGGAGAAAAGGGUGUCAAUCUGUCUGGCGGUCAGAAGCAGAGGGUGAGCCUGGCGAGGGCUGUUUACUGUGACCGCUCUGUCUACCUGCUAGAUGACCCUCUGUCUGCUGUUGACGCUCAUGUAGGAAAGCACCUAUUUGACCAAGUCAUUGGCCCACAGGGCUUGCUGAAGGACAAGACCCGUGUACUGGUGACUCAUGGGCUGAGCUACCUUCCCCAAGUUGACCUGAUCCUGGUCAUGGUGGAUGGAGAAAUCACAGAGGCAGGCUCAUACCAACAGCUUAUGGACACUUCAGGUGCCUUUUCUGAGUUUCUGCAUACGUACGCUGGGGUCGAGCAUGCAGACAACAAUGAAACUGAGCCCAAAACAGGAUCCAGAGGAAUGGAAAAUGGCAGCGUAACUGGUCUUUCUGGUCCUGUUCAAAGCAGCAGUACCUCCAAACUGUCCCAGCCAGCCAAAGAGAAAGAGGAGCUCGACAAAAAGGAUAAGAAUGCGGAUGUGGGCAAGCUGACUGAGGCUGACAAGGCCAGCACUGGACGGGUCAAGCUGUCUGUGUUCUGGGCCUAUUUUAAAGCUAUUGGCUGUCUGUCCUUCAUCAGCAUGCUGCUGUUUUUUGCCUAUAACCUGCUUUCGCUGUUUUCUAAUUAUUGGCUCAGUCUCUGGACUGACGACCCUGUGGUGAAUGGCACCCAGCCCAAUAGACAACUGAGACUGGGGGUCUACGGAGCUCUCGGCCUAUCCCAGGGCGUGGCAGUUUUUGGCUACUCUCUGUCCAUGUCCAUCGGGGGCAUCCUGGCGUCUCGCUAUCUUCAUCAGUCCAUGCUCUACGACGUCCUCCGCUCGCCCAUGUCCUUUUUCGAGCGGACCCCCAGCGGCAACCUUGUCAACCGCUUUGCCAAGGAGAUAGACACCAUUGACACUGUCAUCCCCAGUAUUCUUAAAAUGUUCCUGGGCUCCCUGUUCAACGUGUUGGGCUCUUCUGUUGUCAUCCUGAUUGCGACACCAUUUGUGGCGAUUGUCAUUCCUUUCCUUGGACUGCUCUACUUUUUUGUGCAGAGGUUUUACGUGGCAUCCUCACGCCAGCUUAAGCGCCUGGAGUCGGUCAGCCGGUCGCCCAUCUACACCCACUUUAAUGAAACACUACUGGGCACGUCUGUCAUCAGAGCUUUUGGGGAACAAAAGCGCUUCAUCCAAGAGAGCGACCAGAGGGUUGACUACAACCAGAAGGCCUACUACCCAAGCAUUGUGGCAAACAGAUGGCUGGCAAUUCGUCUGGAGUUUGUUGGCAACUGCAUUGUGUCAUCUUCAGCCUUGUUUGCUGUCAUAGCCAGAGAGAACCUCAGCCCAGGUAUAAUGGGUUUGUCAAUCUCCUACGCCCUUCAGUUGACAACCUCUCUUACCUGGCUGGUCAGGAUGUCUUCUGAGGUGGAGACCAACAUAGUGGCUGUGGAGAGAGUGAAAGAGUACAGUGACACAGAGAAAGAGGCUGAGUGGAGGCACGAGCCAUCCAGCCUUGAUCCCGGCUGGCCCACUGAAGGAUGCAUCACCUUUAAAGGCUUUGGCCUGCGAUACCGCCACGAUCUGGACCUGGCCAUCCGCAACAUCACUGCCAGCAUCAAGGGCGGAGAGAAGGUGGGAAUUGUGGGACGCACUGGAGCGGGAAAGUCGUCCCUAACGUUGGGGCUUUUCAGGAUGAUCGAGGCAGCUGAGGGACAAAUUUUCAUUGACGGGGUGAACAUUUCUGAACUGGGCCUUCAUGAGCUGCGCUCCAGAAUCACCAUUAUACCACAGGACCCAGUGCUGUUUUCAGGCUCUCUGAGGAUGAACUUGGACCCGUUCGACACCUACUCUGAUGACGAAAUAUGGAAAGCGCUGGAGUUCUCGCAUCUGAAAAACUUUGUGUCCGGCCUGCCAGACAAACUCAGCCAUGAGUGCAGUGAAGGGGGAGAGAAUCUCAGCGUGGGUCAGCGACAACUGCUUUGCCUGGCCAGAGCAUUGCUCAGAAAGACCAAGGUUCUGGUCUUAGACGAGGCCACAGCUGCUGUGGACAUGGAGACUGACAACCUGAUCCAAACAACCAUCCGCUCUCAGUUUGACGAAUGCACUGUCCUUACCAUUGCUCAUCGCCUGAACACCAUCAUGGACUACACAAGGGUGCUGGUUUUGGACAAAGGCGAGAUGAUCGAAUUCGACUCCCCAUCCAGUCUCAUCGCUCAGAGGGGAGCCUUCUACGACAUGGCCAAGGAUUCUGGGCUGGCCUGAUGCUUUGUGACGCCAUCCAUCUAAACCCUUAUAUCAUGGCAUUAUGUAUGUGCUUUAAUUUUCCUCUGGAACAAAAAAAAAAAUCAGCAAUCCUGCCUGCUGCUCAGACUGCCUGCAAGCUGAGAGAACACUUCUUAGGUUGCAACUUCAAAGAUGGCAUACCUAUAAUAUUUUAUUAAGAGUCGAUGUUCUGUUAUCAACAAUAGCCAUUAUUUAGCUUUAUUUGUUAAAGUUGCUGGGGUGCAUAUAUGUAUGUCCUGGCCUAGUGUGCUGCCAAUGGCCACACUGUCCUUUUUACAAGAAAAGAUUGUAUUUUAUUUGGUUGUUGCUCGUGCAAAGCCUGUGGAGAUUGAAUAAAGAAUAUUAGUUACACAUGUAUUAUUACAGAGUAAAUAGUUGUUUUUGUUGUAUAUGUUAUCUGUUUUGAAUAAAUGCAAUGUUUGUUUACA